Molecule: messenger RNA, 2935 nt
Organism: Odocoileus virginianus texanus
Lineage: Eukaryota; Metazoa; Chordata; Mammalia; Artiodactyla; Cervidae
Source: RefSeq, a predicted model, not a curated record
AUGGCACAAGUAUUUGCAUUUCCAGAUUCAAGAAGAUGGCUCAUGUAUGUGGAAGAUGGUGGUAUGGAUGUGGAGCUCAAUCAUCAGGUGAUUCUCUAUGAGGAAGAACUGGGAAAUCAUAAUGAGAACACAGGGGAUAAGCUCCAUUUGGCCCAGGAGCAGCUUGCCCUGGCUGGGGACAAAAUCGUCUCCCUCGAAAGGAGCUUAAAUCUCUACAGGGAUAAAUACCAGGCUUCCCUGAGCAACAUCGAGUUACUUCAGUGCCAAGUGAAGAUGUUGGAGGGGGAGCUCAGGGAGAUCGUCGGUCAGGAGCCUGAGAACAAGGGUGAUCAUUCAAAGGUGCGUAUAUACACUUCUCCCUGCAUGAUUCAAGAGCAUCAGGAGACCCUGAAACGAUUGUCUGAAGUCUGGCAAAAGGUCUCUGAACAGGAUGAUCUAAUACAGGAACUUCGAAAUAAGCUAGCCUGCAGUAACGCUUUGGUUCUGGAGCGUGAAGAGGCUUUGAUAAAAUUACAAGCAGACUUUGCUUCCUAUACAGCCACCCACCGACACCCCCCUAGCUCCUCAGAAGAUUGUGAAGACAUCAAAAAGAUACUGAACCACUUGCAGGAGCAGAAAGACAGCCAGUGCUUGCACGUGGAGGAGUACCAGAACCUCGUGAAGGAUCUGCGCAUGGAGCUCGAGUCCGUGUCAGAACAGAAGAAAAACAUCAUGAAGGACAUGAUGAAGCUAGAGCUGGACCUGCACGGGCUGCGGGAGGAGACAUCUGCCCACGUGGAGAGGAAGGAUAAAGAGGUCAUCAUCAUACAGCGGCGACUGCAGGAGCUGCAGACGCAGUUCACCGAGACGCAGAAGCUUGGUUUGAAGAAAGACAAGCUCCUCCAGGAGAAAGACGAAAUGCUGCACGAGCUAGAGAAGGAGCUGGCGCAGGUUCAGAACAAUCUCGUGAAAAAGGAGAUGGAGCUGGAGAAGCAGCAGUGCAUGACAAACGAGCUGGAAAUCGCCAUCCAGGAGGAGAGGCAGGACAAGUGCAAGGUCGAGUACGGGCACCUGCGAGCUGAGAUCAAGAAGCUGAAGGACUGUCUCGAAGACGCCAAACAGCAGCAGAGGCUGGCUGCUCAGCAAGCAGCUGACUACAAAGAAGAGGCCUUUAUGGCAAAUGACAGCCUGGAGGACUGCCAGAGGAAGCUGCAAAGCUGUAUUUGCCUGGAGAAGCAGCAGGCAGAGACCAUCCAGGAGCUCCAGAGGGAGCUUCAGAAGUUGCAGAAGGACUCCCUGACAGCUGAGGAGGAGCUCGCCCCCAGCAGGAAACGGAUAGAGGAGCUGACAUUAGAAUUCUCUGAGGUCACGAGAAAGCUUGAAAUUUCAGAGAAGGAAAAGAGGCAGCUUCAGAAGACACUGGCCGAGCAAGAUGUAAAACUGAACGAACAGCUAGAUCGUAUAAACCACAUUCAACACCAGAACAGGGAGCAAGCCUCCUCCAAAAGCAGUCUAGAAGAACAACUUCAGGAGGUAACCAGAUUGCUGGAGGAGAAAAAGGAGCAGCUGAAAAAGAGCAAAGAUCAGCAGAAGUUAGUGGAGCAAGAGUUCGAGACAUUCCGACUAGAAGGAAGAAGGAAAGAAAAGAUGUCCAAGGAGAAUCUGAGAAAGAUGGAGGAGGAGAAUGAUAACCUCAAGUCACAGGUAAAUCAAUAUAGUAUACAACUGGACACCUCGCUCUCCAAACAAAACAGCACCCAGCAAGUCAACGAGGAGCUGACUAAUAAGAUAACCUCUCAGAAGGAGACCAUAGCGAGUCUGAAGAUUCAGCUAGACAAGGCUGGGGAGAAAGAGAAGCACUACCUCCAGACCAUGAUCAGUAAGGACGUCUAUGAGGAGUUAUGCCGGAAGUCAGCCUGCUGCCAGGACGACCUCACACAAGCCCUGGAGAAGCUCAAUCAUUCGACCUCAGAGACAAAGAAUCUGCACCGGAGCCUGACACAGGCCCAAGACAGGAAACUUCAGCUGGAAGAAGAAAUCAUUGCCUAUGAAGAGAGGAUGAAAAAGCUGAAUGCGGAGUUAAAAAAACUGCAGGGCUUCCAGCAGCAGAGCGAGCUAGAGGUGCAAGCCUUCGACAAAAAGCUGGAGGAUAUGAGCAACCAGGUGCUGCAGUGGCAGAAGCAGCACCAGUGUGACCUCAAGAUGCUGGCUGCUAAAGAGGAGCAGCUCAAGGCAUUCCAGGAGGAAAUGUGCGCCCUCAAAGAGAACCUCCUGGCGGACGAGAAGGAGCCCUGCCUGCCCCAGCGGUCUGCACCCAAAGACAACUGCAGGAUGCACCGAGAGAAUGAUCAGAUUAUGUCCAACAUGGAGCAAUGGGCAAAAGAGCAGAAGAUUGCCAAUGAGAAACUAGGAAACAAGCUCCGGGAACAGGUCAAAUAUAUCGCCAAGCUGACUGGUGAAAAGGACCACCUCCACAAUGUGAUGGUCCAUCUGCAAAAGGAAAACAAGAAGCUAAAGCAUGAAAUAGAGGAGAAGAAGCUGAAAGCUGGGCCCUCGAGGGUAUAUGCUAAAGCCCUAUGCCAAAGCAAAACAGAACCCACAAUCAGGGGGAAAGUGUAUGGUACCUUGGGCUGGAGGGGGAUAACCCAGGAUGUGAGCCAAAGAAUGGACAUCACCAAGUUUGUCGGGAUACCCCACUGCUCAGGUUCCUCAUUUUGCUAGAAUCAGCGCCUUGCCCCGAGCAUCAUUUCCACGCAUGUUUUUCAGAGGACAGUGAGUUCCCAUCCCUCUCUCUUGACUUGAGCCAGCUCUAAUGGGAAUAUGUCAAGGUCCCAGGCUAUUCUGCAAGAUGCUAACGUUUUACUGAGCUUUGUCCACUUCCUGCUGUGGAGUGAGCCUUGGAACCAUACUAUACCCUCUCCGGGCCCAAAUUCUAAAAUAAAGACAUGAACACAGA